Messenger RNA from Papaver somniferum (opium poppy), 1581 nucleotides. RefSeq lists its product as uncharacterized. The record is from RefSeq and is a predicted model, not a curated record. The coding region runs from base 1 to 1581 and encodes 526 amino acids. NCBI's taxonomy places the organism in Eukaryota, Viridiplantae, Streptophyta, Magnoliopsida, Ranunculales, Papaveraceae. The transcript has a single exon.
AUGAAUGUCCUACAGAAAAUUCAGAAUACUAUGAUCCAAUUCAAUGUUUUUUAUACCAAGUAUCUUCAGGCUUAUGCAAUUUUAGACCAGAUGAGUCCGGCCGACCAGAAUAUCAGAGUUUCACUUCAAUAUAACAAGUCGACUGAUAGUAGGCGUUAUAAUCUUCCGACAACAUAUGAGAUUGCGGUUAUCGUUCCAGAAAAUACUUAUAAGGAGACUGGGGUGCGAGAUAUUAUAUUGAAUUUGAGAGAAAACAAUGGAUUGAAACAAAUUUCGGAGUGUCAUCCGGCAUACUUGCCUUUACAUUAUGUUUUACUAUUUCCUUUUGGUGAGCUGGGAUGGUCACCAACAAUGAGGCAAUGGGAUGUAGUCACCAAAACCUAUACGAAAACAAAAUUAUCUCAAAUGGAGUACUACAGUUACCGCAUAUUUGAACGUGCAGAAGAAUAUUCAACCAUCUUAAGAGCCGGAAAACUAUUUCAAGAGUUCUUAGUUGAUGCAUGGGCUGCUACAGAGCAAAGUAAGUUGGCAUGGCUCAGAUUCAACCAACCAACUCUGUGUUCUGACCUCUACAGUUGCAUUGCAGAUAUGACAAAUGCGGAUUUAAAUCCGGGUGAUAGAGGUAAUCCUGUUAUUUUACCAUCUUCACACACUGGAAGCGGGAGGAAUAUGUACGAGAUAUACCAGGAUUCGAUGGCUAUUACACGUUUUCAUCACCAUCCAGAUAUUUUUCUUACAAUGACUGCAAACCUAAAUUGGCCAGAAAUAAAAAAUGCACUUUUACCCAAUCAGAGUGUCACUGAUCGUCCUGAUUUGGUAGCUCGAGUUUUUGAGCUGAAAAGAAAAGCAUUAAUGAAAGAAAUAAAGGAAAAAAAGGUGUUCGGCACGGUGGUCGCCCAUGUUUAUACCAUCGAGUUUCAAAAACGUGGGCUACCACAUAUGCAUGCUCUUAUAUUUUUGAAAGAUUCGGAAAAAAUUCGUACGGCAUACAUGGUUGAUAAAUUUGUUUUGGCUGAAUUUCCUAAUGAGAUAAAUGACCCAAUACUGUUUGAUACCGUAAGCAAAUGUAUGGUUCAUGGUCCAUGUGGAAAGCGAGAUCCAUAUGCAGCGUGUAUGGAAAAAGGAAAAUGUACAAAAGGAUAUCCUAAGAAGUACACCGACACAACAACUUUGGACGAGGGUGGGUAUCCGAGUUAUCGUCGUCGUCGGGAUGGAAUAGAAGUAACUGUCAGAAACAACAAAAAGGCGUAUAAUAUAGAUGUUGUACCCUAUAACCCGCAUCUGUCAAAAAUGUUCAAUUGCCACAUCAAUGUGGAAAUAUGUGCAGGAAUAAGAGCUGUAAAAUAUAUUAACAAAUACAUUUACAAAGGUGGUGACCGAGCUACGAUGGUUUUGGGAGAACAUGACGAGAUUCAACAAUAUAUUGAUGCGAGGUACAUUGGACCACAUGAGGCUGUAUGGCGUUUGAUUGAGUACCACUUGCAUGAAGAAUAUCCUGUUGUAAAACGGUUGGCAAUUCAUUUACAGAAUAGGCAACGGGUUGUUUAUAACACAAGGAAAUCAAUGACCUCGGUUAUAUGA